Molecule: messenger RNA, 702 nt
Organism: Suillus subalutaceus
Lineage: Eukaryota; Fungi; Basidiomycota; Agaricomycetes; Boletales; Suillaceae
Exons: 2
Coding region: 1-702 (233 amino acids)
Molecular function (GO): protein binding
Source: RefSeq, a predicted model, not a curated record
AUGCAUGUCUGUCUCCUACCCACAGAAAUUUUAUUCCACAUAUUCACUAUCCGCAACAAUGAGAGUUUCAGAGAUUUUUUAGUUCAACUUGCUGUUCUUGCAAGGACCUGUAGGAAAUUCAAGGAGCCUGCCCUUGAUAUUCUUUGGAAAGACAUAAUCGGGUUUAAGCCACUCAUCUUGUGCCUGCCUGAAGGCGUGGUUAACACAGACAGGAGGGGAAACUUGACGCUCCAAAGGCCUUUCCUAGCUGGAGAAUGGAACCUGAUUGAUCAAUAUGCACCACGUGUUCACUCCUUUACGGUCACCAGCCGUCAGUUAGGCAUGAUAGACAAUCAUUUCAUGCAAAUGCUCAUGUCUGCCCCAUCACCCAUGUCCCUCUUCCCAAACCUUCGUGAUUUGUAUUGGUAUGACAACCGAGAACGCUUCUUUCCGCUCUUGCGCACUUUCCUCGGGUCAACGAUCACAUUAAUGAAGCUGGGCUUUGCAUCAGAAUCCCCCUCGUCUGCCCAACCUGCGUUGUUAGCUUCCCUCGCAAGUCGAUGUCCAUCCAUUCGGGAACUCACCUUAUGUGUUGGUCAUUCUGCAGAAAGUUUAGAUGCAACCUGUCAAGCUCUAUCUGGCUUGCGGGAGCUUUGCCAUCUUUACACAGGGGUCCUCAGUCGACGAGAGUUUCCUUCGCCUGGCUUCUUUACCGUCCCUUAA